GUUCCGGGGGUCCCGGGGUUCCCGGGGGCCGAAGCGCGGGGAGCGCCCACGGUGGACGGCACUGGGCCGGCGACUGGGCCGCGAAGUGGCCGCGCCGCGCCCUGCCCGACCAGGCCCGGCCGACCCCCGCUCCCGGCCCCGGCUCCCGGCCCCGCCAGCAGCCGCGCCCCCAGCCCGAAAUAGCGCGGGGCGGGGCCGGCACCGCCAUGGCGAGGCAACCUGCAAAGACACUGUGGUACGACCGCCCGCGGUACGUCUACCUGGAGUUCUGUGUCGAGGACAGCACAGAUGUUAAAGUCGUCAUUGAGGACCAGCGGCUGGUGUUCAGUUGCAAAAAUGCAGAUGGCGUGGAGUUCUACAACGAGAUCAACCUGUAUGCCAGGGUCAUGUCCAAGGAUUCACAGGAGAAGCGCUCCGACCGCUCCAUCACGUGCUUUGUGAGGAAGUGGAAGGAGAAAGUGGCCUGGCCCCGCAUCACCAAAGAGAACAUCAAGCCAGCCUGGCUCUCCGUGGACUUUGACAACUGGCGAGACUGGGAAGGGGACGAGGAGGUGGAGAGGGCCAUGGUGGAGCAAUAUGCAGAGCUCCUGGAGAAGGUGACGGACAAAGGGCCCCCCCCGGGCAUGGACGACUUGGAUGACGACCUCUGAAGCCCGGGCUCCCGGGGACGCCGCGGCCGCAGGACGCCUCCCGGUGCGCCGGCAGCACGCACCGGCGAGCAGCGCGGGCAGGGCUCUCCGAGGAAGCGGAGCCGCCCCGGCCGGCUCCCCGCCGCGCGUAGCGGACCCCGACCCAGGGCGGCGGAAGCCGCCUGGUCUCCCCUGGUGCCGGUUACCCGCGUGGGGCACGGGGCAAUAAACGUGAGCUGCCGCCGC
Phalacrocorax carbo (great cormorant) is the source of this 875-nucleotide messenger RNA. NCBI's taxonomy places the organism in Eukaryota, Metazoa, Chordata, Aves, Suliformes, Phalacrocoracidae. The record is from RefSeq and is a predicted model, not a curated record.